UUUGGUCGGAUGCAUCGAUCUCCCGGCCAAGCCAACGUAGCCACCUUUCCCUCCUCUUCAUUUUUAGCUUCCUUCGGAACCUCAAGUCACUCAGGGUCGUCGUCCAUUAAGAACUGGGCUUUCUUUCGGUGCUCUGAUGGUUGUCUAAUAGUGCCAACGUGUUUUAGAUGCCGGAAGAGGCUUAUACGAAGUCCACAAACCUCCGCACGGAGUCCGCUUUAAGCGUAAAAAUGUAAAAUUUUUGUCCUUUUUUAAUGCAAACCUUAUUAUACAAUCCUUCUGAUAUUGAUAGCAACCGAUUGAUUAACACAUCAUAUCAUUGAUUUAAUUGCUCUAAAUUUAUUCCCAGCAAUUGAACUGCAGUUUGUCAUUUUAUGUCAAAUGAUUUUGGAACAAAGUCUUCAGUGAUAUUAAUUAUAAAUAAAAACGAACUGAAAAGCUAAUCUAAAGUUACAUUACAAAAGCAAAGGUGUUGUUAAAUCCCUUCCCUCUUGGUUGGUUAGUGUUAAUGUGUGUCCACGGCACACAUUGGUCACCCUGGAAAAGAAGUGCACACCAUAAUGCUAAAGAUCCUCACUAUUAUCAAGCCGGCAAAUAUUGCACACCCUUGCAAAUGAGCUCUAGAAUUCGCAAAGCACAUAGGGCACAAAAUCUGUAACGCACUGCCGAGCCACUCGUUGCAUUUCAGUUCCUGUCGUACGUUCAAACUGUAACAAUGUGCACCUCAUCUGCAGUGUAUCUGGCGCUUCUGGUUGCGCUUACCUUUCUCGCCGCCGUGUCAACGGUCGAUGGCGAUGCUGCAGCUCAGCCACGCCAAAAACGCUUCCUAAUAUUUCCCCGUGCCAAUCCGCAACGUUUGCAGAUGAUCGGCGGCUUCGGUAUACCGGCCGACAUCCAGCUAGAAUCCGUCACGAUGGGGUACGUGUUUAAGUCGGUCUAUUUAUUGCCCUGGAACUCGUCCCACUGGAUACCGCCGUUUCUCGAUCGGCACGAGUUGGAGACGGAACGGGUACUGCGUCGGCGGGCUGCCGUACCAACGACGAUGCCGCCACUGGUGUUGGCACCCCAGUCGCAUGCCGAGCCGCCCUACGAACGGUACGAUGGGCGGUGGCAGGAGCUGGACACUGAAUCGUUGCCAACAUCGCCACCGGAGCAACCAGGACGCUCACCUCACCAGCAGCAGCAGCAGCAGCAUCACUCCCGUUGGACGUUCUAUCGUAUGCUGGAGCAAUUGUUUGAGCAUAAAGGUUUCGAUGGUCGGAGCUGUGUGUUGCGUGCCAUUUGUGAAGCAUCGGAAGCACGCUUUACCCACACGAGCGGGCUGAUCGGGGAACUGUUGCACAUUGCCUUUACGCCAUCGGCCACGGAGGAUGCCGUCGCGGAAUCGCACCAUUCGCUGUACGGGCAGGCGGAAACGGUUCCGGACAGCAUGAGUGCCAGCAGCGGCCAAUCGGUUUGCGCGGCCAUGUACGCCGAAUGUUCGCUUUCGCUGUUGGGCUCGUUUUCGGACGUUUUUGCGUGACGAAGGGAACUGUUUCUAUUAUUGUGUAUUUUGAAGGAUUUAAACUGAAGAGUUUCUUUAAGUGUUAAGCUGAUUGCAUUCGUUUUAAGCAUGCAUGCGUCCUGUUGCAUUUUUCAAACCUGCCAGUUUUAUUGAUAACGAUAUUGAUAAGUAAAUUAAAUGUAAUAAAA
Anopheles arabiensis is the source of this 1692-nucleotide messenger RNA. RefSeq lists its product as uncharacterized. The transcript is spliced from 2 exons. Lineage: Eukaryota; Metazoa; Arthropoda; Insecta; Diptera; Culicidae. The record is from RefSeq and is a predicted model, not a curated record. Bases 716 to 1522 code for a protein of 268 amino acids.